UUUGUUUGAAAUUCUCUCUCAACUCUCCUCUAUGCUUCAUUUCUUUCCUACAUAAAAGGACACUUUCCCUUUGCUUUUCAUCUUCAAAACCCACCAAUUUCCUCUCUUCCAACACCCAUUUCUUCAUCAAAUUCCAACCCAUUUCAACCUAAAUUCUUCAAAAUCUUUGAUAUGGGAAGGCAAAUUUUGAGAAAAAGAAAAAGGGUUCUUUCCCUUGAACCAAACAAACUUGCAUACACCAUGUUUGCAAGAAACUAUGUCAAAUAUUUGAUGACAUCUUUACCCAAAAUCUCUCAUCAUCAUCAACAACAUCAAGAACAAAAUUUUCAGAAGCUUGUGAAGUUUGAGGUUGACAUGGCAAUGGCUCAAUCAGCAACCGAGUUUUCAUGGGGCAAUGCUCUUAAAAAGAAGCUUCUUCAAAGAGAAGAUGGCAAUGGGAGUAAUGGGUUUGGUUUCUCUCUCCAAACGGUGAAAUUUUCUCAAGAAAAUUUAGAGAGAGAACACGAAGAACACGAAGAACGCAAAGAACCAAAGAUAGAAAAUGGGCUGAUGAAGCUGAGAAAAAUCGUCCCAGGUGGUUCAAAUGGAGAAUUGGAAGAAGAUGAUUUGUUCAAACAAACUGAGAGUUAUAUAAAAUGUCUUGAGUUGCAGGUCAAUGUUCUUAGAUGUUUGGUUGAUACAAACACAAAUUAAUUUUCCUUU
Messenger RNA from Cucurbita pepo subsp. pepo (vegetable marrow), 702 nucleotides. RefSeq names its product transcription factor bHLH146. Lineage: Eukaryota; Viridiplantae; Streptophyta; Magnoliopsida; Cucurbitales; Cucurbitaceae. Gene Ontology annotation, molecular function: protein dimerization activity. Gene Ontology annotation, biological process: regulation of DNA-templated transcription. The record is from RefSeq and is a predicted model, not a curated record.